Molecule: messenger RNA, 9116 nt
Organism: Scophthalmus maximus (turbot)
Lineage: Eukaryota; Metazoa; Chordata; Actinopteri; Pleuronectiformes; Scophthalmidae
Gene: fn1a
Product: fibronectin 1a
Exons: 48
Coding region: 249-7766 (2505 amino acids)
Cellular component (GO): extracellular region
Molecular function (GO): protein binding
Source: RefSeq, a predicted model, not a curated record
CGGCUGAAAGCCAAGCCCGGAUAAAUCACAACCCCCAGACUGCGGAGCGGCACACUUGGGGCUGCAGCGCACCGGAGAGGAGCGGACUUUCCAAAGAGCUGCGGGGGGGGCAGGUCGAAGCGCAGCGCGGAAAAACCAAGAGUUGCACCGGAGCCCAAUUGCCUCCGUCCCCGGAGACGAUACAAAGAAGCCCGCACCUGUAACCGCAGCCUGCAGCAGUCGGCUGGAAGCCCUCGCCAUUAGACAGUAUGCCCGGCAGCACCAUAGCCAGGGUGCUUGUUGCGCUCUGCCUCGGGAGCGCGGUGAACUGCAUGCCCAAAGGGACGCACAGGAGUCGGAGGCAGGCGCGGCAGCAUCACGUCCCCUCAGUGUCUCAGGAUGGUUGUUUAGAGAAUGGCAACGUCUAUGGCAUCAACGACCAAUGGGAGCGGCCGUACUUGGGCAGCACGCUGGUCUGUACCUGCCACGGAGUCGCUGGCAUCAAGUGUAAAAGCAAACCCGAAGCCGAGGAAAGGUGCUUUGACAAGAUCAACCAGCAGUACUACACCGUGGGGGUGACCUACGAGAGACCCAAGGACGGCAUGAUCUGGGACUGUACCUGCAUCGGCUCUGGCAGGGGCAAGAUCAGCUGCACCAUUGCCAAUCGCUGUCAUGAGGGUGGGGCUUCAUAUAAGAUAGGUGACACCUGGAGGAGACCCCACGAAACAGGAGGCUACAUGUUGGAGUGCGUCUGUCUGGGUAACGGCAAAGGAGAGUGGACCUGCAAACCUAUCGCCGAGCGUUGCUACGACAACUCGGCGGGCACGUCCUAUGUUGUCGGGGAGACGUGGGAGAAGCCGUACCAGGGGUGGAUGGUGGUGGACUGCACCUGUCUGGGAGAGGGCAGUGGACGCAUCACAUGCACCUCCAGAAAUCGCUGCAAUGACCAGGACACGCUGACCUCCUACCGCAUCGGAGAUACCUGGACCAAGACAGAUGCCCGGGGCCACCUGCUCCAGUGUCUGUGCACAGGAAACGGCCGAGGGGAGUGGAAGUGUGAGCGACAUGCCUCACUUCACACCACUGGCCUGGGCACCGGCUCCCGCGUGAUCACUAACAUCCAGCCCGCGGUCUACCAGCCUGCCGGCGUGCCCGAGCCUUCUCAGGAGGGUCCCUGUCGGACAGACGCAGGGCUGUCGUACUUCGUGGGCCAGCGCUGGAUUAAGAGCCAGGGAGCCAAGCAGAUGAUCUGUACCUGUCUUGGGAGCGGAGUCAGUUGUGAGCAGUGGGAUGGACCAGCUCCAGUGUAUGGCGGCAACUCCGGGGGCCAGCCCUGUGUGUUCCCCUUCGUCUACAAGGGGAAGACCUACCACUCCUGCAUCUCCGACGGACGCAGUGACGGACAGCUGUGGUGUUCCACCUCCUCCGACUUUGAGACGGAGCAGAAGUAUUCCUUCUGCACAGAGAAGAAUGCGAUGGUGACGACGCGAGGCGGCAAUUCUAACGGGGCUCUGUGCCAGUUCCCCUACCUCUACAACGGCCGUAACUACACCGACUGCACUGCGGAUGGACGCCGAGAUGGCAUGAAGUGGUGUGGCACCACGACCAACUAUGACGGAGAACAGCAUUUUGGCUUCUGUCCCAUGGCUGCCCACGAGGAGGUGUGCACGGCGAACGAGGGGGUGAUGUACCGCGUGGGGGACGAGUGGGACAAACGCCACGACGUCCUCGACCACAUGAUGCGGUGCACCUGCGUCGGCAACGGUCGAGGGGAAUGGAGCUGCGUCGCCUACUCCCAGCUCAAAGACCAGUGCAUUGUGGACGGUCUCACCUACGAGGUGAACCAGACCUUCACCAAACAACACGAAGAGGGAUACAUGAUGAACUGCUCCUGCUUCGGACAGGGACGUGGCCGCUGGAAGUGUGACGCCAUCGAUCAGUGCCAGGAGCCCGAGACGAGAGCUUUCUAUCAGAUCGGCGAGUCUUGGGACAAAGUCAUCCACGGAAUCAUGUACAAGUGCUACUGCCAUGGCAACGGUCUGGGAGAGCUCAGCUGCGAGCCCCAGCAGUCGUACCCUGGUGGUACCCGUCCCGUCCAGGUGAUCAUAACGGAAUCGGGAAACCAACCCAACUCCCACCCCAUCCAGUGGAACGCCCCCGCGUCUGCUCACAUCAGCCAGUACAUCCUCAAGUGGAGAGUGAAAAACACCCCCAGCCCUUGGAGGGAGGUGUUGAUCCCGGGCCAUCUCAACUCCUACACCAUCUCUGGCCUGAAGCCGGGCAUCACCUACGAGGGUCAGCUGGUCAGCGUUCUGCGGUUUGGACGCCGAGAGGUCACGCGCUUUGACUUCACCACCAACUAUGGAUCACUGGCGACGUCCCAAGGGGAGACCACCCAGCCUCCACCCAUGGUCGACAUCUCCGAGUCGGUGACCGAGAUCACCUCCAGCAGCUUCGUCAUCUCCUGGGUCUCCGCCUCCGACACGGUUUCUGGUUUCAGAGUGGAGUAUGAGCUCAGUGAGCAGGGGCAUAGCACCGGGCAGCCCAUUGUGCUAGACCUUCCCCGCACAGCUACCUCAGUGAACAUUAAUGAGCUUCUUCCCGGGAGGAAGUACACCGUCAACGUCUAUGAGGUUACAGAUACAGGAGAUGACAACCUCAUUCUUACCACUUCACAAACCACUGCACCUGAUGCUCCCGUGGAGCAUGAGGUGGAGGAGGUGGGAGAAACGUCCAUUCUGAUCAGCUGGGACAAACCACUGGCUCCAAUCACAGGCUAUCGCGUCGUCUACACGCCAUCGCUGGAAGGUGAAAGCACGGAGCUGACGCUCCCCGACACGGCGACGUCCGUGACCCUGAGCGACCUCCGCCCCGGGAGGCUGUACAACAUCAGCAUCUACGCCGUGGAGGACAGCCUGGAGAGCGAGCCUGUCUUUGUGCAGGUCAACACCGCCGGAGAUCCACUGCCAGAUGAAGUGGUUUCCCCCACAGACCUGCAGUUCUUCGAGGUGUCCGACAAGAAGAUUGUCCUGACCUGGUCGGGCCCGGGCAGCGGCGUCUCCGGCUACCGCGUCACCGCCGUGCCCGUCGACGAGUCUGGCUCCAACCAGAGGGAGAUGACCCUGCCCGUCAGUCAAAACUCCUACAUCGAAUUGUCGCACCUGGAGCCUGGGACACUGUACCGCUUCAACGUCUACACCAUUCGCAACGGAGAGGAGAGCUUGCCACUCAUUGGGGAGCAAACUACCAAGCCCGACGCUCCCACAGACAUCCAUUUCACCAACGUGACCGAGGACAGUGUCGUCAUGCUGUGGUUCGCCCCCCGGGCCAAGAUCACCGGCUACCGUCUCUUCCUCACCGUUGAGGGCUCCAACCCCAAGCAGCUGCGCCUGCCCGCUCGCCUCUCUCAGUACACGAUCCUCAACCUGCAGCCCGACACGGAGUACACCGCCACGCUGCACGCAGAGCAGGACAACACGCUGAGUGAAGGGGAGACCGUGGCGUUCACCACCAACCCGCCGAUGGGCAACGCUCCGCAAUUCAGCACCGACGUGACCGACACCUCCAUAAUAAUAUCCUGGUCUCCCGUUCCCCGCAUUGAAUACAAGUUGACGGUACGUCCCAGUCAGGGCGGCGAAGCCCCAAGAGACGUGACCUCUGACUCGGGAAGCAUUUACGUCUCCGGUCUGACGCCCGGAGUGGAGUACACCUACAGCGUCCAGCCAAUCGUUAACGGCCAGGAACAGGGAGCCCCAAUAACACGCCGCGUUGUCACACCGCUGUCUCCUCCUACUGAUCUCAACCUGGAGUCUAACCCCAACACCGGGGAGCUCACUGUGCUGUGGAAUGGAGCCAGUACACCAGACAUCACCGGUUACAGAGUGACAUGCACCCCCACCAAUGGCCAGCAAGGAAACAGUGUGGAGGAGUUUGUGGAGGCGGGACAGAACUCCUGCACCUUGGAGAACCUCAGUCCCGGAGUGGAGUACAACGUCAGCGUUGUCACCGUGAAGGACGACAUGGAGAGCACGCCUGUGUCCACUGUUAUCACACCAGAAGUCCCACAGCUGACGGACCUCAGCUUCGAGGACGUGAGCGACACCACCAUCAGUCUGCGCUGGUCGCCGCACAGCACCACGGCCGUCACCGGCUACAGGAUCACGGUGGUGGCCGCCGGCGAGAGCGUGCCCAUCUUUGAGGACAUGGUGCAUUCGACCACCGGCCAUUACACGGUCUACGGACUGGAGCCCGGCAUCGACUACGACAUCAGCGUGAUCACCGUGACGGAGAGCGGCGAGAGCGAACCCACCACGCUCACCCAACAGACCUCUGUACCAGCCCCCAGCGAUCUGAACUUUGGCCAGGUCGGGCCCGACAGCAUGGAAGUCACCUGGGUCUCUCCCCUCGUCCCAAACUCUGCAGACAUCAACAGCUUCCUCAUCAGGUACCAUCCCAUCGACGACGAAGAUGACAACACUGAAACCAAUGUGGGAGGCAGGGCUAACAACGUGGUGCUGAGGAACCUGCUGCCUAACACGGAGUAUCUGGUCAGCGUGGUGUGUGUUUAUGAGCAGAGAGAGAGCUCGCCCCUUGUCGGCACCCAGAAAACCGCUCUGGAUUCGCCGGUUGGCCUGCGUUUCUCCGAGAUCUUGACCAACUCCUUCACUAUGCACUGGCUCGCCCCCCAGAGCAAAAUCACCGGCUACCGCAUCCGUUACCAGAUGGUCACCGGCGGGAGGGCUAAGGACGAGAGGCUGCCGCCCUCCAGGAACCACUUCACCCUGACGGGACUCGCCCCGGACACCGAGUACCUGGUCAACGUCUACGCGGUGAGCGGGACCCAGGAGAGCCUGCCGCUCAACGGGAAACAGAAGACGAUCUCUGAUGCUCCCACAGACCUGGAAGUGCUAGACUCCUCCCCGACCAGUAUCACCGUCCGCUGGGACGCCCCCCCUGUCACUGUGCGCUACUAUAGGAUCACUCACGGAGAGUCAGGAGGUCACAGUAACCCCAAGGAGUUCACGGUGCCCGGCUCGCAGUCCACGGCCACAAUCUCUAACCUGAAGCCCGGUACCGACUACACUGUCACCGUCUACGCCGUGACCGGUAGAGGAGACAGCCCCGCAUCCAGCACGCCAAUCUACGUCACACACAAAACAGGCGUCGACUCUCCCUCUGAAAUGGAGGUGACGGAUUUGAAGGACAACAGUGUCACAGUGAGGUGGAGCCCUGCACAGGGCCCGAUCAAGGGCUACAGGGUGACUGGGGUCCCCAGGAACGGACAGGGGCCGUCUUUCACAGAGGUGGUGGCUCCAGACCAAACUGAGAUGACCUUCUCAGGCCUAAUGCCGACAGUAGAGUACGUUCUGAGUGUGUACGCCCUGGGACAAGAUGGAGAGAGCUCUCCGCUGGUGGUGAAUGCUUUAACAAACGUGGACCGCCCCAAAGACCUGGGCUUCUCAGAGAUCGACUCCAACUCACUGCAGAUCUCCUGGGACAGUCCCGAUGGAAUUGUUACGUCCUACCGGGUCUUGUAUUCCAGUCCGGAGGAGGGCGAGCGAGAGCUGCAUCCUGCCCCCCGAGGCGAUGCCGAGUCCACCGUCAUCUAUGGUCUGCAGCCUGGCACCGAAUACACCGUGAAGGUCAUCGCCCUGCACGACGACACAGCCAGCACACCACUGGUCGGGACACAAGCUACAGCCAUCUCUCCCCCCACCAACCUCCAGUUCUCCCAGGUUGGCCCCACCUCUUUCACAAUGCGCUGGGACAUCCCGGGUCAGCAAAACCGACUGAAUGGCCUCAAGGGCCUCACGGGCUACCGAGUGGUGGUGAACCCGAAGAACAAGAGCGGGCCGACCAAAGAGAUCAACCUGGCCCCGGACGCCGCUCAGGCGCACAUCUCUGGACUCAUGAUUGCGACGACCUAUGAGGUCCACGUUUAUGCCUUGAAAAACUCCCUGACCAGCAGGCCGGUCCAGGCGGAGGUCACCACUUUGGAGAAUAUCAGCCCGCCUCGUCGCGUGCGGAUCUCCGACGUCAACGACUCCUCCAUCACUCUGACCUGGCGCUCCAAGACGGAGACCAUCUCCGGCUUCUUGGUGGAGGCCACACCCACCUCCUCCGCAACGGGCUACAUACCCAUCCAGAGGACCAUCGGGCCGGAGUCGCGCUCGUUCGCGAUUACAGGCCUGGAGCCUGGAACUAGUUACAAGAUCAACAUAUACACGCUGAAAGGGAACGGACGCAGCGCGCCUCUCACACUCACUGCCACCACAGCUAAACCCGUGGUCAUACCGCCCACCAGCAUCCGCUUCACCUCCCUGAACCCCGGCAGCAUCUCAUUCACCUGGGAGCCGUCGCGCAGCCCCGGGGUCACUGGGUAUUACGUCACCUGUGAGGAGGCCGGGGGUUUGCCUCGAGAAGUCCUCCCCAGACCCCACGCAAGCCAGAGCUACGCCAACGUCAAUGGUCUGAAACCAGGAACCGAGUAUGUCAUUAAGAUCGUUGCACUACAAAAUGCUUUGAGGAGCACACCUCUUGUGGGCAAAGCCAGAACACAGCCAGCCACAGAUCAUCAGCUGUUGGUCCCCGAGCUGCCUCGGCUACCGGUUCCUCACCGACCCAGCACGGACAUCCUGGACGUCCCGGAGUCGUUCAAUGACAAGACCUUCAACUCCAACCAUGUGCACUUGUCUGGGACUAGUGGCCAAACCCAACCAGGCCAGCAGGGCCAGCACAUCUACACAGAGUACCAGAACCUGGGCCCCAAUAAUGGAGUCCAUGGCCCCUACACGGGACCCAAAGAAGGCCAGAGACCCACUCUCAGGGAACCCCUCAUCUAUAUCCCUGUAGCAGGCCCUGAUGGAAACAGAGUACCCUUAGUCAAGGUGAGCGAUGGUCCUCUGCCUGGUCUCGCGUUUGGUUUCCCUGACAACGAGACAGAGUUGCCUCAGGAAGCACAGACGAUCACAGCCAUCUCGUGGCAACCCAUUCCGCAGACUUCAGAGUACGAGGUGUCCUGUAAUCCCAUUACACACCUGGAGGAACAGGGCUUCCAGAUGCGUCUUCCUGGCACGUCUAACAGCGCCACACUGAUCGGACUGACGUCCGGGGCGUCCUAUAAUGUCGUAGUGGAGGCCAUGAGGGGCGGGGCUAAAGAGAAAGUUCUGGAGGAAGUUGUAACCGUCGGCAAUGCUGUUCCAGGUGACAUCCCCGUUACGGCCAACCAGGAUCUGUGCUAUGACACAUUCACACACACCUAUCACGAGCUGGGCUCCGAGUGGGAGCGCAUGUCGGAGACGGGUUUCAAGCUGUGGUGCCGCUGCCUUGGCCUGGGCAGUGGUCACUUUAGGUGUGAUUCAUCCAAGUGGUGUCACAACAGCGGCAACAACUAUCGAAUCGGUGAAAAGUGGGAUAGCCAAGCUGAAAAUGGUCACAUGCUGAGCUGCACCUGCCUGGGAAACGGCAAGGGGGAGUUCAAAUGCGAGCCCCAUGAGUCGACAUGUUAUGAUGAUGGGAAAAUGUACCAGUUGGGGAACCAGUGGCAGAAAGAGUAUCUGGGCGCCAUCUGUACCUGUACCUGCCAUGGAGGACAACAGGGCUGGCGCUGUGAGAACUGCAGAAGGCCAGGCGUGCAGACCGACGUGGACGCCGACCUCCUGCAACCCGUGGCCUCCGACGUCUUCGACCGCUACAGAGAAAACGCUCUACGCAAACUGAACAUCCAGUGUCCAAUUGAAUGCUUGCGGCCCGAGCUGCUGGCAGAUGCUCAAAGCCCCCCAGAGUAGAGAGGAGGAGGAGGAGGAACGCGAGUAAACGAGGAAGACGCGAGAACCCUUUCAGGGAGGAACUCUCCUCCUGCGUUCUUGAAAAGAAGACCUUUUCAUUAAAUUUGUGCCUUGAUGGCCCCCCCGCCCCACACCGAUUCUUAGUGCCUUGAGAAAGACUUUUCUACACCGACCUGUGCCUAUUCAAAGACCUGUCCAACUUUUCCUGUUUGUCAUCCACUUCACUUCCAACAACAACAGAGAUGACGUCAUCAAAUUCAUUUUUGAUGCGUGUCUAUCAGAGCACGAGUCCUGCUGCUUUAUCACUUGGAACCUGCCUAACACACACACAGACACACACACACAUGCACAAGAUGCAAUAUUGUUGUUCACUUUUACUGUUGCGUUGGGACUUUUUUCGGUUUCAGAACAUUCCAGUACAAUUCUCUUCCUUUGAAAAAAGACAAAAUGCAUCGCUACAAAUGUCCACCCCUGACAAAAACCUGUAUCCACAUUUCAUUGAGUCUCACCGUGAGUAAUAUGUAUGCAGAUGACAUUUAUGUAAUGAUAGAAUGCAUUUUGUGGGUCUUUAUACAUGUUAAAUUCAGGAAAGAAAGUCGUUUUGCAAAGCCAUACAUUUCAUUAAUUUUUACAGUUCCUGUCUCAGCUUGAUUGACCUAGACGGACAUGACAGUCUGUCCGAUUUGAAAUCACAUUGAUCAGGCCGUUUUCAUCAACCUGAAUCAGCAUCAUCUGUGUAGUCAGGGGGAUUACAGAUGUAAAGUCUGUCCUAUCUGUAUCUCUGUGGUCAGUCGCCUUCGAUUUGGGUGAGCAGAACAACUGGUCACUAAUAUUUCUCUUUGAAAUAUUACAAAUGUAUCAUUUUGAUUAACAGGCCCAGGAAAUGAAUUACACAAAAAAAAAAUCUAAACUUCACGUUUCCUUAAAAAAUAAGCACUGAGUUUGUGUUAAAAACAAAAAACGCGGCCUUAUAAUUUGCCUUAUUGCAGCGUAGGCUGUUGAAGUAGCCGUGUAGACGUAAGCCUGUGAUCUGCAUGUGGUGUUUUUAAAAGUACAUCAGAUAUAGCACAUCGAAAAAAUCUAUAAAGCCAAAGCUGAUUGACCAAAAGUUGAACUCUUAUUUCAAAAAUGAAUGGGGAAAAUUCACCAUUAUUUCCAAGUGAAAUGCAUUUUAAUUACAUAAAUGUUUGUAUUUUUUUUUUUUAUUUAUCCCUUUUUAUUCAGGCAUUUUGUUCAAUGCUACUUUGGGUUGUACACUUUAUUUUUUGAUUAACAUGUUUUUUAUAUUGUUGGUGCCAAACUCUGAACUACUGUGGACUGAAUCUUUUUAAUAAACUGAAAAAAAUCCAA